AUGCAAAAUAACGAAUAUUAAGAUUCUUAAAAAUAAUCUAUAAUUAAUGAUCAAAUCGCAUAUUAGAAUACUAAUGUUCUAAAGCCAAUAGAUGUAAAUUUGUAUUGCUCUAAUUAAGAUUAAUAAAUCCCUAAUUAAGAGAUAUCAAAAUAAGGAAUAUAAAUAAAUUAAAUUAAUAAUGAUAAAGAAAACACACCUGACUAGGAGGUUAAAUCUAUAACCUAAAUUAUAGAUGAAAGUAGAGAAUAAAAUGAAAGAGUAACAAAACUAAUUUCUGAUACAUAAUCAACUAUAUAAAGAACAAUGGACUCAGUAAAUAAAACAUUAGAAUCAGUUGCAAAGACAAUGAUUGAUAUAUAAGAAACAAAAGAUAAGAUAGAUAAUUUUUCUUCAAAUUUAGGAAAUAAAAUGGAUUAGUUUAAAAAUAAAAUAAUUGAAAAAUUUGCAAAUGAUGAAUA
This is a messenger RNA of Ichthyophthirius multifiliis, 458 nucleotides long. RefSeq lists its product as hypothetical. The record is from RefSeq and is a predicted model, not a curated record. The annotation marks the transcript as partial. The transcript is spliced from 3 exons. NCBI's taxonomy places the organism in Eukaryota, Ciliophora, Oligohymenophorea, Hymenostomatida.